Messenger RNA from Diospyros lotus (date-plum), 1012 nucleotides. RefSeq lists its product as uncharacterized. Lineage: Eukaryota; Viridiplantae; Streptophyta; Magnoliopsida; Ericales; Ebenaceae. Bases 88 to 816 code for a protein of 242 amino acids. The transcript has 4 exons. The record is from RefSeq and is a predicted model, not a curated record.
ACCCUUGUCUUUCUCCACUAACUCUCAACAUCGGCCUACCACUGUAUCACCAAAAACCCACAUUCUUGCUCUACGAAAUCAAGGAAGAUGCCGUCCGAAGACUCUAGGCCGGUGAAGAAAGAGGAGGUCGAGGACAAAAAGGAUGGCUCUGUUCUUCAAAAUGCCAAGAAGAAAGCCAGCAAUGUCGGCGCCAAAUCUCGGUCCCCGAAGCUAGCCAAACCGAAGAAAGAAGAAUCUGACGAGGAAGAGGAGUUUCAGAAACCCGCCUCCAAGAGGGCCUCCAACAACACCGAUAAGAAAAAGAGUGGUAAGGUAAAGGAGGAAGAAAAGAAAAAGGGGGCCAAAGAAGCUGAGCAGAAUGGUAGGAAAAGGGAGAGGAAGGUUUAUGAUUUGCCUGGUCAGAAGAGAGACCCUCCUGAGGAAAGAGACCCGCUGAGGAUUUUCUACGAAAGUUUGUACGAGCAAGUGCCUGGAAGUGAAAUGGCAGCUUUCUGGAUGAUGGAAUCAGGUUUGCUUUCAAAGGAGGUGGCAAGUAAGGUUUUCCAGAUGAAGCAGAAAAAGAACCAGCAGCAGAAGCUUAGUUCACCGAUGAAAACUGUUGCCAAUAAUGUAAAGACAAGCUCUCACUCUGUCACUGUGAAGAGAAAGGCCCAAUCCUCCCCAGCUUCUUCGCAGAAGAAGAAGACACCUCCCAGCUCCACAGUUGCAUCGAAGCAAUCCAAGAAGCGCAAAGUUGAGGAAAGCGAUUCUGCAACCAACUCAGACGAUGACUUUGUUUUGGCUAAGCGAGUAACCAAGAAACAAAAAGCUGCCUAGUUUAGAAAGAUUCCUCUUUUCAUUCUCUUGGUUAUGUUAUUGUUGUCACCAUUAGAGAUCAAAGCUGAACUUCUUUCAACUCUGAUUUAAACUGUUGUUAUUAGUUUGUAUAUUGUGUUUUAGCAGUGCCUAUGAAUCCCAGUUUCACUCGUCAUUGUGGUUUUUCCUGGAAAAGUUGCUUGAACUUGUUUGAUCA